Messenger RNA from Perognathus longimembris pacificus (Pacific pocket mouse), 513 nucleotides. Its product is annotated as ferritin heavy chain-like. The record is from RefSeq and is a predicted model, not a curated record. Gene Ontology annotation, molecular function: ferrous iron binding; ferric iron binding. The coding region runs from base 1 to 513 and encodes 170 amino acids. The transcript has a single exon. Lineage: Eukaryota; Metazoa; Chordata; Mammalia; Rodentia; Heteromyidae. Gene Ontology annotation, cellular component: cytoplasm. Gene Ontology annotation, biological process: intracellular iron ion homeostasis; iron ion transport.
AUGGCCAUGGUGAUUACUACUCAGAUUCAAAACAACUUUUGCUACGACUGUGAAGCUCCAAUCAACAACCAGAUUCAAUUACAACUCUAUGCAGCCUACGUGUACCUGUCUAUGGCAUUUUACUGUGAUCGGAAGGAGGUGGAUCUGGGCCACUUUUCACGGUUCUUCUUACAGCAGUCACACAAGUGGACCCAGCAAUCCAAGAAACUCCUGUGGAUCCAGGAGGAGCGCGGCAGCCACGUCUCACUGAACCGAAUUGACAAGCCUAAAGACCACAACUGGCACGGUAUCUUCCAGGUGAUAGAAUAUGCCUUUAAUUUAGAAAUAGCCAUCACUGAGAGCCUUCUGGAGCUGUAUCAUCUGGCUACCAGAAGAAGAGAUGCACAGCUCAGCAAUUUCUUGAAGCAUCAUUGCCUGCCACAGCAACUGGAAACCCUUGAGGAAUUAGACAGUUUCCUAAUGAAUCUGCGCAAGAUAUGGGCUCGCCGUGGCCUUGAGAACCUAGUUAAAUAG